Tarenaya hassleriana is the source of this 2138-nucleotide messenger RNA. RefSeq lists its product as uncharacterized. Lineage: Eukaryota; Viridiplantae; Streptophyta; Magnoliopsida; Brassicales; Cleomaceae. The record is from RefSeq and is a predicted model, not a curated record. The transcript is spliced from 5 exons. Bases 21 to 1442 code for a protein of 473 amino acids.
UCUCUCUCGUUCCUCCUCCCAUGGACAACAUUGAACCACCAUCGUUCUCGCUAGGGUUUGAUAUCGAUACUGAGUCGGAGCUCCGAUUACCCUCCCAACGGAACCCUAGUUCUCCUGUUGCUUCCUGCGACCGCGUAAUCGGAGAUGGCGAUGAUGAGCUGGGUCUCACGAUAUCGGAUUCGGAUCCGGAGCCUGAACCGAAGUAUUCAAGUCGGGUUCUCAAGGAAUUGAGGAGAGGAACUAGCGCGGAACAAUCUUCGAAGAACAGUAACGUAGCCCUAGUUGAGGAGGUGUUAGGUCGUAGCGAUGAUCUAGACGAUGAUGUUGAGGAGUUCUCUUCUCCAGAUGAUUUUCUUGCGGAAGUACCUGCUUCAACAAGAUCUCGCUUUUCAUGUAGCAGUUCAAAGGUUCCGCUUCUUGUACCUGGGGUUUUGAAUCGGGUUUCCUCCCUGAGGGAAAAAGGGAAGCAGUUAGACGUUCCAAUGUCCAAUGGGUCUGGGAUUAGUUCUGCUGCAUCAUUGUUUCAAAGGUCAACUUGCAGUCCUCUUCGGAAAUUCCAGCUACUUGAUUCAGAUUCUGAAGAAGACCGCCCAUCCACCAGUAAAGGUGUGAGCAGAGUGACCGGUUCAAAUGGUUCAUCCUCAAAGGGUCUUCAAUCAGUUAGAAGUAAACCAAAGGAAAAUGAGUCGGGGUCCAUGUCGUGCACUGGAGAUCUAUGGAGAGAUUUCUCUCCCCAAGCUUUCCAGAUUCAUACACCUGCAUUAGAUGAUGUUUGUCGGGACUAUUUUCGCUCAAUGAAGGAGAAUUGCACACCUCAAAACUGUAGCAAUGCUGCUGCAAACAGUAAAACGGGUGAACAUUUUAACUCAAGUGGUCAGCAAGCUGAGCAAUGUUGGGAUUUUGCCCACCCAUCUCCCCCCUCUCAUCGUUUCUUCCUGCACAGUGAUCCUAGGAUCCGGGAUUUAGCCCGAAAGCGUUUGCCAAACUUCUCACCUCUGGGAAUUGUCGAUGGCAAUGGGAGCCGGCAGAGCUUAUUCCUUAUUGAUUAUAUGAACCAAUUUGGCACCAGAGGGAAUUCGAAAACUGCAAACACUCGCAACAAGAUUCACUCAAGUGGACAAACCAAGUCAAAGGUGUCAAAGAGUCAAGAAGGCUUACAUGCUUCAGAAGGUUGGUUGAAUCCUAAAACGAGUUCUGCUGCUCCAAAGGACGCCGGCAAAAGGCGUGUUUCAGCAAACAGUGGCUCUGCAGGCCACUGGUAUACUUCACCAGAAGGAAGAAAGGUAUACGUUUCCAGAACAGGACAGGAGCUUUCUGGCCAAAGUGCAUAUAGAUGUUUUAAAAAGGUCAGAUUCAUAAUGCAGAGUUACAUGUCAUCUAAGAAGAUUCUAGUAUCCUUUACAUCGAUUGAACGUCUUUUUUUUUUAACUACGAAGAGGUAACAUGUCUUUAGUUUACAAAUGGAUAUGGAUUUGAGGAUGGAAAUAGAUUAGAAAUUGUUUUCGGAAUGAUUUGUCUUUGCGGUGUUUAUCCACUUAAUCUUCAGUCAUAAGCAGGGUGAGUCACUUCUGAGUGGCAGAGUGUUCUAUCAACUUGUUCAUCUCGAGUUAUACACAUGUGACAAAGAUUGGUGUGAUCUACUCACGUAUAUGCUCAAAGGUUGUCCUACCCUACGAGUUCUAGAACUCAACAGUGUAUACCGACUUCUCGCUCAAGUUUCCAGUUUGAUAUUCGCUAGUGCACUGUAUUUAAAUUUCUUACUAUCUUGGUCGCAGAAAAGGUUGUACGAAGAUCCCCGAACUAGGUGAAAACGAUCAAAUCAUGUGGUUCGAUGUCUACUGUUGAGCCUGGAAACUUUUCGGUGGAAAUGUUGUAAAGGACGGGAGGCACAAAAAGAAGUGACGAAGUAUAUCCUAACAAAUGCAAAAUAUUUGAAGAUGGUAGCUAUUUACCCGGAUGUGUACCUCGAUCGGGUCCAGAAACUUGGCAUAGUGAAGGAAUUGGCUUCAAUUCCCAGGGGUUCAACUUCAUGCCAGCUUGUAUUUGGUUUGAUUUUCUUGAUUUGAUUUUAUCUUCCACUUUUGUAUCUUUUAUUACUUACCUCUUUAUCCUUAUUUUCUUAUGUUGAUUUGAUUUUA